AUGUUCGAUGUACCGCCCAAGUUCUACGAGCUGUGUCGCCUUUGUUUAUCGUCGGACGGUGUCAAAUUGUCCAUAUUCGAAGAGGAAGGCGCCCAGCGGAACUUCGCCGAUAAGAUACUGACGUGCCUCUCGAUUACGGUAAAAGAUGGGGAUUCUUUGCCACCAAACAUCUGUCACCGAUGCGUAUACAAGUUGGAUGUACUGCACAACUUUCGUGAAGUGUCACACAAAUCUGAUGUCAUACUCAAACAGUACCUGGAUUAUGCCAAGCAGUUAUCAUCACACGAUGAUCAGAAGAAAUCUUUCUCCACUGCCAAAGUAGCAGGUUUAAAUCCUCUACAGUCAUUUCUCCAAUUGAACAAAACAUUGUUCAAUGAGGAGCCUAAUUCUCCGGCCAGCAUUAAUCAAAACGUUAUACCUCAGACUCAAACACAUCAUUUGGAGUUGUGCACCAAUGACAUGCCUGAACAUGAUAAUAUUAAGUGUGGACCAGAAGAUGACACGUGUUCAAAUAGCUCUGAUCCAGACAGAUUAGAAAUAGAAGAUCGAGAUGAGCAGGAUACUGAGGGGGAAGAAAAUGGUUAUGAUAUGACUAUUAACAAGAGAAUAAAAGUAGAAACAAACUAUGAAGAAUCAAAAACAAGUACCCCUAAUCGGAGUCCAGUAAAUAGAAUGGAUACACCAGAAAGCAACUGUUCAGAUACAAAUAUUGAUCAAGAAACAACAAAAUUAUGGCAAGCAUUAGCAAACAACAGGAGUUUAGAGAUUACCAGGACAAAUGGUGAUAAAUUAAAUAAUGGUUUUACUGGUGAAGCGACUAAUUUACUGCGUUCCUUGAUCAACAACAGACAAAUUGGUAUUACGCCGAUUGAUGCGGACAGAGUAUCACCCCAGAUUAGGUUUUAUAGGGACACCCAAGGGACAACAAUCGAACGUACCAUACCUGAUUGUUCUGUACUCGGCAAUCGUACUAAUAUCUCCUGUAUAGAAAACAAGGGUACAUCUGUGGAUAGCAAUCCGUCGAGUCCUGCCAGUGUUGGUCGAAAAGAGACCAAAGGUCGUAGAAAACAAAGCUAUCCUAGUAAAGCUCCAAUGAGUCCAGAUGUUAAUUAUCAACACGAGUCUAACGAAGAACAAGCACAAGAUUUUACAGCAUGGUCAAAUAAAAUAAAAGUGAAGGUAGAGGAUCAGAAACAACAAUUUGAUCAACAUAGUGGUAAUAUGACAAAAAAAGUAGAUAUGUCGUGUACAAAUUGUGGCACUAUGACCACAACAAUUUGGAGAAGGAAUAUGAAGGGGGAAAUGGUUUGCAACGCUUGUGGACUCUAUUAUAAACUUCACGGGGUAAAUCGUCCAGUUACUAUGAGAAGGGAUACGAUACAUACACGCAGACGUAGACCCAAAGGCGAGAAACCAACGAGGCAUAGAAAAAAAGGUGACUUAAUUUUGGCACCACAGUCAGAACAAAUGGAUGCAGAAAGUGCAGACAUGUUAGCAGCGCUUCGGCGACAAAUUCAACCCCACUUAAUGAUGGCUGCACUAACGCCACCGCAUAUACCCGGUGGCCAUCCACCAACCCCAACCGCUCAACUCAAUUACCCUCUUCCCUUACCUAGUUAUAUGAUGCACCAUGUGAAGGCAGAAGGGCGAGAACAAUGUCAUUUAUCUACAGAAACAGAAGAAACAGAGGAAGGAGAUGCAGAGAAUGUUUCAGACGUACCAUUAAACUUAGUUGCGACAUCGUUAUCCGAAGUGGCACAUUGAAAACCCGACCAGCUUCAGAACGACUUCUAUCUGUAUAGGUAUAUACAUAUAAGUCGUUAUAUAUAACAAGGAAUCUCUAGACAGAACAGUCUGUCCGGCGAUACACAGGGUUUAAAAGACGAGAUUGUUCUUCUCCUUUCAGUCAUUCACUGACUCUCGUCCAUAAUCCUCUUUUUUGGAUUGUUUUCUCCUUUAUUUCCCUCUCUUCCCACGGUCUCGAAAAAUUUGAGAUGGUAGAAUAUUGGGAUGUGUAUUUAUCCCUUGAGCUACCAAGCCCGUGGUGCAGAGCGCACGAAGGAACGAUGAUAUUAAGUACGCAGUAUUAAUUACGUGGUUAUUCAAAAUAUGUACAUAUAUAAUAUACACGAAUACGAAGAAUAUUUUUAUACAAAAUUUUCUACGCUUGCAGCUAUGGAGAGCGACGGGCGAUCGUUGUACAUACACGCGCAAAUUGUUCUUUCGGUGUCGCACGUAUUUUACGCGUUAAAAAAGAAUGGUGGUAGUUGUCUGUUUUUUUAGUGACGUAAGAAAUUUAAUCACCAGUGAAAGUUUUUAGAACGGUGCUAGAUUACUGUUCGGGAAGGCUUAGAAAUAAAGAAGAAGAAGCAAAAAAUGAUCUGUCACUAAAAAAUUAGUGAACAAAAUUUAACCGUUUUGUUCCACGGGCUUUUAGCUGUCAGUGAUGUUACAAUCAUAAUAGUCUCGUUGUUUUGCGAAAUAUUUAAUCUAAAAAAAAAAACAAACGUCUCAGCUAAACUUAAUUAGUAAACAAAACCUAUUUUUUAAUUUGUUUUAAUAACGAGUGGAAUCUUAUUAUUCACUAAAAAAAUGGAAAAAAAAUGAAUGGAACAGAAAAACGGUUGCACAAUGUGACAAAUUAAAGA
Molecule: messenger RNA, 2648 nt
Organism: Frieseomelitta varia
Lineage: Eukaryota; Metazoa; Arthropoda; Insecta; Hymenoptera; Apidae
Exons: 8
Coding region: 1-1764 (587 amino acids)
Biological process (GO): negative regulation of transcription by RNA polymerase II; positive regulation of transcription by RNA polymerase II; cell fate commitment
Cellular component (GO): nucleus
Molecular function (GO): RNA polymerase II cis-regulatory region sequence-specific DNA binding; zinc ion binding; DNA-binding transcription factor activity, RNA polymerase II-specific
Source: RefSeq, a predicted model, not a curated record